Molecule: messenger RNA, 2119 nt
Organism: Andrographis paniculata
Lineage: Eukaryota; Viridiplantae; Streptophyta; Magnoliopsida; Lamiales; Acanthaceae
Product: aladin
Exons: 15
Coding region: 417-1730 (437 amino acids)
Biological process (GO): nucleocytoplasmic transport
Cellular component (GO): nuclear pore
Molecular function (GO): protein binding
Source: RefSeq, a predicted model, not a curated record
CCCUAAACUCUACACCGACCGCCCUAUGCAUUUUCUUCCUCUUUUCAAAUUUUCUCAUUUCUUCUUCGUCUUCGUUUCUUCCUUCGUCUUCUCCCCUCCACCGCCGCCAUCCGCUCGAAUAUCUGGUUUUCCUUAUUUUCCAUGCUUUCUGGUCCGGUGCUUCCACUGUAGAUCACAGCCGGAAUGGAGUCUUGACGCCGGAAACCUGUCGGGUGAAAUCGGGAACUGCUUCCCUGCUGAAACACAUCCGCGAAUAGCUGGCCGGAAUCGCGACGGGAAACGGAAGAAGAUGAUAGCUAUAUAUAUGUGCUUCUAAGGGUAGUUUUGUCAUUUCGUGCAUUUCACGUCCGUACAACACAAACCCACCCACUUUUUCCGAUCAACGCUGCGGCGUUGCUCCGCCCCCGCCCGCCCUAAUGCCGUCGUUCCCGCAGCCAGGCUCAGUCACUAUCUGCGAAAUCAACCGCCAGCUUGUCACGGCGGACCAGCUCAGUGACGACCAGGCCAGGGAGACGUACGCCAAAGUUCUGGGAACCAUAUUCAGCCCCGUUUCAUUCGAAUCAGACGGCUUGUUGGGCGGCGAAACGGAGCAGGACGCUGUUCCACGAAGGAACGGCGUUUUCGACAUUUUUUCUGGGGCUCUAAAUUCUCUGUCGAGUGGUUCUCUCGGACUUCUGCUCCAGCCUGCUGAUGUUAAACUACUACAAGAUAUUGAUCUUCGCAGUGUAAGUUGGCACCCCCACAAGCAUAUCUUGGCGUUUGUUUCUGGCUCACAUCAUGUGACAGUUCGUGAUUAUGAGGAUUCCGAUGGAAGGCCUCCUUGCGUCUUGUCUCAUGAGUUUCAAAAAGAUGCGAAGAUUCUUGAGUGGAGACCUAAUGGAGGGAGAACACUUUCUGUCGCAUGCAAGGGCGGGAUUUGCAUGUGGGCAGCAUCUUAUCCGGGCAAUGUUCCUUCUGUGAGGUCUGGUGUUACUUCAAGCUUACCUUUGAGAGGUUCUGCGGCUAGGUGGACUCUGGUGGAUUUCCUUCAAACUUCAAAUUCUGAACAAAUCAGUGCACUUUCAUGGAGUCCUGAUGGAAGAUAUUUGGCAUCAGCUUCAUUCGAGAGUUCAUCUUUUACCAUUUGGGAUGUUUCACAAGGAGUGGGUACUCCCUUUAGAAGGGGUUUAGGAGGCAUAUCAAUGCUGAUGUGGUCCCCGUCAGGAGAUUACUUCUUUGUGGCAAAAUUUGAUGGGACAUUUUAUCUCUGGGAGACAAACACAUGGACUUCGGAACCCUGGUCCUCAAAAAAUGGAUUUGUCACGGGAGCAACAUGGGAUCCUGAUGGCCGCAUGAUACUCCUUUCCUUUUCUGAAUCAUCAACAUUGGGCUCUAUUCACUUUGCAUCAAAACCUCCUUCACUAGAUGCACACCUUAUACCCGUUGAGUUGCCAGAGAUAAAAUCCUUGACUGACAGUCAUCGUAUUGAGAAGAUAGCAUGGGAUGCUUCAGGAGAGAGGUUGGCUGUAUCAUACCGAGAUGGUGAUGAGAUAUACAAAGGUCUCAUUGCCAUAUACGAUGUUAAAAGAACUCCGUUAAUUUCAACAUCGUUGAUAGGAUUCAUCCGAGGCCCGGGGGACAACCCAAAGCCGAUAGCAUUCUCAUUCUACAACAAAUUUAAACAAGGGCCAUUACUUUCUGUGUGUUGGAGCAGUGGUUUUUGCUGCACGUACCCUCUUAUAUUUCGUUAACCCGGCUCGCGGCUCGCUGCAAGUUUUCAAGGAAAGGCUCCACUCGAUUUUGCUCGUUGGUAAUCUGCUGUUACAUCCAUUUGUAAAAUUUUUCUAUCUAGAGUAACUUUGGGGUUGAAGCUGUCUUUCUAGACCAACUAUCAAUUUGGCUAGGCUCGCUCGACUCGGUUAGGACUAAUGAAUUUUGGUGAUAAUUCAGAAGCAUGAUGUCCAAUUCCAUGGUGUGUGAAGACAUUUCUUUUAGUAUUUGUUAUGUGACAUUAUUACAAAAGAGGUUUAACAUUUUAUUGUGUUUUCAGUAUAUAUCAUACAAAUACAUGAUGCAUGUGUGGGUGUAUAUAUAUAUAUAUAUAUAUCAAUGAUCAUCGAUCUUCUUGCUUUAAAAUUUA